AUGAGUGCCUAUUGUCAAGAACUCAAGGACUUGUCGGAUAAACCCUCUAAUGUUGAUGCAGCCGUAGACGAACAAGACCUUGUCCUCCAAACCCUUGCUGGCCUUACUGAGCAAUACGAAACCGUAGCCACCAUUCUCCAAAACACCAAGCCCCUGCCAUCUUUCUUUGAGGUUCGUUCCGAGCUAUGCAUGAACGAAACCACGAAAGCCAAUCAAGGCCUCCACUCCGCAUCCCAAGCCGCCACGGCGCUUCAUACUCAAAGCCGACCUGUUACUUCUUCGGCCACGCCUUCCCCACCCACUGUUGACACUCGCUCCGAUCACACACGGGGCUGUGGACGUUCCAGCGGACGUGGUCGCGGCAAAUCUUCUCCCUCCACCGGUCGCGGCAGGCCUUCCUACUCGACCCAAGCCCAGCACCCAUACAUCGUCUUCCCCAAUAACUGGACAAACAAUCAAUGGGCCUCUCUUCUAAAUCAGGCCAAGAUAUACUAUCCACAACAAAGCCCAAUGACGCCCUGCCCAUACCCGUCCCCCCCUAAGCCCACUAAUGGCCAAGGCAUUCUUGGGCCGCGACCGGAUCAGGCCCACAUGGCUACAUACAGCCCAACACCUACUAAUAUAGCCCAAGCCUUCUAUACUCUAUCUAUGGGCCAGCAACCUGAACCAGUCGGCAUUAUGGACACAGGAGCAACAGGACAUAUGCAACAACCAGGUAAUGGUACGACCAUCCCGGUACUUGGACAAGAAAGGUACAAAGCGAGGUUGGUGUGUGAUGGUCGUAGUCAACAGGUUGGCGUCGACUACGGUGAAACUUUCAGUCCGGUGGUUAAACCCACCACUAUCAGGACCGUUCUCACGUUGGCACUAUCGCAGUCAUAG
Messenger RNA from Helianthus annuus (common sunflower), 882 nucleotides. RefSeq lists its product as uncharacterized. The transcript has 3 exons. Lineage: Eukaryota; Viridiplantae; Streptophyta; Magnoliopsida; Asterales; Asteraceae. The record is from RefSeq and is a predicted model, not a curated record. Bases 1 to 882 code for a protein of 293 amino acids.